Naegleria fowleri is the source of this 1155-nucleotide messenger RNA. RefSeq lists its product as uncharacterized. The record is from RefSeq and is a predicted model, not a curated record. The coding region runs from base 1 to 1155 and encodes 384 amino acids. Gene Ontology annotation, biological process: vesicle fusion; intracellular protein transport; vesicle-mediated transport. Gene Ontology annotation, molecular function: SNARE binding; SNAP receptor activity. Lineage: Eukaryota; Heterolobosea; Eutetramitea; Acrasida; Naegleriidae. Gene Ontology annotation, cellular component: membrane; SNARE complex; endomembrane system. The transcript is spliced from 3 exons.
AUGUCUUCAAGUCUGUCGUGGGGCAAUGUACCGCCAGUUCAUAAUCAACAACGAACAAAAAAUCAAAAUACUCUUCGCCAAUUAAUUGUUGGAACAAAACAAGAGACAACAAAUAUCAAUAACAACAAUGAUUUGUCACCUCUAUCCAACCAAACUCGUUCCAUGAAUUCUUCUGAUUCCGUUGAUGAAUUUGUUGGUCGAGUUACAACGCUUUCCAAACAAGUCGAACAAUACAAACAAUUAUCCAAUCAAAGAGCUCAACAAGUUGAAAUUCCAUCAAUUUCAAAUGGACAACAAUUAAAUAAUAAUGGAGGAGUUUUCAAUUCGACAGCAAAUGACACUCAAAAGAAGAUUCGAGCAUUAAGACAAUGGUGUACAAGCGAAGCCAACGAAUUGAAAAAGAUGUCCAAUCGAAUUGGUUCUAAACUUGCUUCUGAAUCGAAAAUUUUGAUCGAAAUGACAGGAGGUACUUCAAGCGAACAACAAAAUGCAAGCGUUGGAGGCAAUGCACAACAAGAAAAUGCCAUCAAAUACAAUCGAGUGAAGAACGAUUUGGCUAAAACGAUCUCUGUAUUGAAGGAUGUUAUUCGUCGUGAUAAGGAAUGGAUUACACAACAAACCAAACAAAAACAAGAGCAAUAUGCAUUAAUUUCCAACAAUCACCAACAUCAUUCUCAUUUUGAUGAAGAAGAAGAGAUGGAUUAUGUGGGCAACGCUGAAGAACAUCCACUCCUCCAACGCGGUAGUGGCAAACAUUCACCUCAAGUAUCACAACAACAACCUCUUCAAGAGUUACAACUCAAAGAAGAAGGAACUUUGGUGUCUUGGCAAGAAAGUACCCUAAAUGUUGAGAUGAAAAUAGCCAUGGAAGAGUACGAGGAUUUGAAGCAAUACCAAAGCGAGUAUUAUGAAUUGCAUCAUUUGGUUACAGAGUUUGCCUCACUGGUGGAUGAACAGGAUCCAAUGCUAGAUACCAUUCAUUCCAAUGUGAUUACCUCCAAGGACAAUGUUGAACGCGGAGUAGAGAGCCUCAAAGAAAGUAACAAGUUGAGAAAGUCUCAAUCGAGAAUGAUGUGGAUUGUGAUGGGACUCAUCUUAUUGACCAUCUUGGCAGUAGCGUUGAUUCUCAUCUUUGGAAAGGGUGUUAUUUAUUGA